GACUGGACGCGCAAGCGCAAAACACACUCAUUGAAGCAGAGUACAUUAUCCAUGGCUUCUCAUGGCGAUGUGGGGUCACAGGAAGGCACGCCGGCGGCGCCGACGCACGCCGGCAUGGCCGAGCUGGUGCCGGCGCUCCCACUGGAGACGCGUUGCCCACCGUUCGCGCUGCGGCGAUACGCCGGGUUCUGGCAGCCGGAGGGGGUGCUCAGGCGCGGCCUCCCGACGUUGCACGCGCGCUUCGCGCCGAGGCCCACGGACGUGCUCCUUGCCAGCUUCCCCAAGUCCGGCACCACAUGGCUCAAGGCCCUCGCCUUCGCCACCCUUCACCGCGACGCCCACCCGCCGUCCUCCGACGCCGACCAGCCGCUCCGCCGCCGCAACCCGCACGACUGCGUCUGGUUCCUGGAGGUCGACUCCGCUCUCGCGCACACGGACGUAGACGCCGUGGCGGCCGAGCUCGAGGCGCUCCCUUCCCCGCGGCUGCUCGCCACGCACCUGCCCUACUCCCUCCUCCCUCAUGUGCAAGUUUAAGCAGUAGUUUGAUAACUCAUUUCAAAUGUUUCUUUCUCAAAUUUCCGAAUCAUUCCAGUUCUACAAUUUCAGUCAUCAUUUAGCACUAUUUAAGUACAAUUCCGAGAAUUUUCGAGUGCAUUUCAACAUUUCAAAUCCAUUUAAUUUUUAUUUCAUCGUGAUUCUAAUAAAUUCGAAAUGCAUUUCAAUUUGUUUCAGUUAUGCAUUGAAAUUAAUUACCG
Messenger RNA from Aegilops tauschii subsp. strangulata, 755 nucleotides. Its product is annotated as cytosolic sulfotransferase 10-like. The record is from RefSeq and is a predicted model, not a curated record. Gene Ontology annotation, molecular function: sulfotransferase activity. NCBI's taxonomy places the organism in Eukaryota, Viridiplantae, Streptophyta, Magnoliopsida, Poales, Poaceae.